Trichomonas vaginalis G3 is the source of this 3900-nucleotide messenger RNA. Its product is annotated as dedicator of cytokinesis DOCK family. The transcript has a single exon. The record is from RefSeq and is a predicted model, not a curated record. The coding region runs from base 1 to 3900 and encodes 1299 amino acids. Gene Ontology annotation, molecular function: guanyl-nucleotide exchange factor activity. Gene Ontology annotation, biological process: small GTPase-mediated signal transduction; positive regulation of GTPase activity. NCBI's taxonomy places the organism in Eukaryota, Parabasalia, Trichomonadida, Trichomonadidae.
AUGGAGUCUGAUAACGAAACUAGACAUCGGAAUACAGGCCGUAAGUCGCGUGCCUGCUCGGAUGCCUCUAUGGCAUAUAGUCCGAGCUAUGAAGGACUUGUUGACUUAGCAGGCAUCGUCCAAACGAUUUCAAUCAAUGAAAACUUUGCAAUUUCCAUCGAAACAGUCAACUACGAGUAUUAUGAUUACGAAACAUCAUUGCUUCUUCGAGAAUUACCAGAAUCUACGGCAGCAGAAGUUCAAGAGGAGACAACUCCUCCAAUGAGACUAAUUUCUCUUGCUACACCAGUAGCAGAACAACCAAAGCAGUCCGAACCAGAGCCACAGCGUAGUGUUUCUGGAUUUCCACCACCACCAAUGCAGGCUACUCUUGUUAUGCCAUCAGAGACAAAGAGCCCAGAAAAAGAAGGCGAAGGCAAGGAUGACAUUCCACCAGAAGAUGACGAGGAAUUCAAGACAGUUUACUACGAGACAAGAUUGCUCGACUUCAAGGGAAUUGCCGGUGAUGAUCAAGACAAGGAAGAACUCCGUUACUUUGGUAACGCAACAAAGGCUGAGUUCGAAUCCGAUCUUAAUCUUUCCUUAUCCGACGACGACGAGGCUGAAGUUAAAAAUGACGAGGUUGAUAAUUCACAAGCAGACUAUUCCAAGUCAACAUACGAACGCUUCACCAACUACACAUUCCAAGAUAUUGUCCAAGCUGAUCCAACACUCAAGCCAUGCCCAGAAAUCAAGAUCAACCAUUCCCAUCCAACAGAAGUUGAUUUGGAUGACCAACUCGCUAACAACGAGCAAGUUAAGAAGUCACUCAAGUCACCAUUCUUAGACUUGGAUAUCGUUAAUGAGCUCGAAUCUAAGCCGAACCCAAUCUACGACAGAUCUGUCCUUGAUUUCGUCCAAGCAGCAGAAAUUGGUUCAAACCCAGUUCUCAAAUGCUAUGGUCCAAAGAUGAACGCACUCUCCUUCAACAAAGAGGUCCAGAACCCAUACUGCCCAGAGUCCAAGACACCAGAGUUCAUCCACCUCUUCUCCAAGUACAAGACUCCACCAACUCCAGAGUCAUCCAAGUUUAUGCCAGAUGAUUCAUGCAUGAGACACAACUUCUGCUUCGAAAAGGACAUCAUUGAGGUCCUCCCAGAAGAGUCUGCAAUUCCAAAGGCACCGUUCGCCUUCGUUAACUUGAUCGAUUUCCAGAUCAAUGCAGAAGUCAUCGAACCAAUCAUCUGCAGCGCCUUCCUCUUCAACGGAGGCAAGAUCUGCACAAGCAGAUGGCAGUUCACACAUCCGAAAUGCAGAGACAUGAUGAAGGAUACAGGUGUUUAUCAGAACGACUAUCCAAGCGCCGGUUUCGAAAUUGGCGAAGGCGAAAUGUACCUCGUCAUCGAAAUCAGACGUCCACUUCUCGUUUCUGCUGGUCUUGAAGUCAACGACUACUACAUGAAGCCAGAAGAUCAGAAAUUGAAGCUCAAGGCUAUCGAGUGUGUCAAGAACUCAUAUCCAAGAACAAAGGCAAUCUACACAACAUUCGCUGUCAUCUGCACACCACUUGCCAGAAUCUUGGACAGCUCAGCCGCCCUCGAACUUCCAAAGCCACUCAUCGUCAACCAGCCAGCCACACCAGAGCUCAUCGAGAGAAUCAUCCAGAAGGACGUCACAACACACGAACUUCAGAAAUUAGACUGGACAAUCAAGCUUCAAGGCUUCAAGUUCAACGCCACAAAUAUUACAGAAGUUCAGGACAGAGGAUACUACGCCGUUCUCCAGACAAUGCCAAGUGUUUCAUAUCCAACAACAUUCUACAUCAACAAGUUCUUCUUCGGUCUCAGAAAGGUAUCAAUCAAGGCACAGCGCCAUGUCAAAGCACGUAACAUCUUCGCUAAGAUUUCUCUCUACGCCGGACCAGAGAAUACUCCUCUCAAGUCCAUCUACUCUCCAUUUACAGGAAAGCGCGAAGCUGUUGUCUACACACAAUGCUGGUACCACAACGAGCGCGCCCAGUUCAACGAAGUCUUCAUGGCCGAAAUUCCAUAUCCACUUCCACAGAACUUGCACUUCCACGUCGAACUCUUCCACGGUGUUGCCCAGGAAUCAAUGCUCGACUCACAGUACAUUGGCUCUGCCGAUGUUCCAUGCUACGACGAGAGAGGCCACUUCAAUCCACAACUUGCAACAGUUCCAAUCAGCAUCAAGGACCAGAAGGCCGAUGCAGCAGAUGAGAAGAAAUCAACAAUCACAUUCUCAACAAGAAUUCGCUCUACAUUCUACUCAGAAGAUCCAAAUAUCCAGGACUUCUUCCUUACAGCCUACCAGACAAAGAUUCUUGUCCCAUCCUGCAUCGAGAAGGCCCGUGCAAUCUACAUCAGAAUCCACUUGCUUUCCCUUCUCCAGAUUGUCAUCGCCGCCAUCUCAAAGCAGCCGUACAGAGCUUGCAAGGUCAUGUACAUCAUAAACAAAGUCUGUGGUCCAGCAAUGGGCAUCGAACUUAACAAGGUUCUCCACACAUGGGCACUCAACUACGCCUUCCAGUCUGCAUCAGAGAAGACACAAGCACACCUUCCAAUCUUCUCAGCAUGGAGCGAGUUGAUCGAAGAGAUGAAGGAGGCAAACGAGGAUCAGCACCUCGUCAACUUCUUCUUCAUCCUCAUGUUCAAGUCUCUUGCUGUUUCCAACAACAAGACAUAUAUGGGAGCUGCCGAAGCAUGGGUCAACGCAUACUUCAAGCACCUCUUCCUUUAUGUCACAGACCAGAACCAGAUCCGCUUGAGAACAGACAAAGUCGGCUGGUUCGUCAACGCUCUCUUCGACAUCGGAAAGUACACACUCAUAGGAAAGAUCCUCAACCUCGCUAUCAAGCACAACUUCGACAAGUCGAACGAGAUCGUUGUUCUCCAGAGACUUGUCAGAAGAGUUAUCAGUCCACGUAUCUUCUACGUUCUUUCUGUCCACUACACACCAUUCAAAGAUCUUUAUCUUUACAUGUUCAACAGAAUGUACGUAUCAAUGAACAACGAGACAUUCUCAGAUUUCGCCUUCACAUUGUACCACAUCAACAUGUGCCUCGACCCAGGAAUGAGGAAGGAACUUGCAGCAUCAUACGACACAAUGAAGGGCUUCAAGACACCUCUCCAGGGCUUCUUCUACUCAGAUAUCGAUGCAACACAGAUCUCAGAUGCAGAUUUCCAGUCGUACUGGGAUGGAAUCGAUCACCGCUCAUUCUUCAAGAUCUUCCACCUCUAUGCGACAAUCUACAACUACAUGAUCAACUUCAUCCCAGAAGAGUUGGCUGCACGCGCACAAGUUGAAGUCAUCCACGCAAUGCAGAGAGGCUUCAUCGCACAGUUGUUGCCACUCAAUAGAGUCACAGCUGAUGAAGACAUCAUGGAAGUCAUGCAAUGCUACUUCCAGGUUGUUUCAGCUCACUUGGCAAUUGAUAACAUCGCACUCACACUCGGCGCUUUGUGCGAUUUCAUCAAGCGCCAUCCACAACAGACAAUCAAGUUGUCCAACCCAAUCUUCUCUGUCAUCCUCAAGUACGUGUUCAACCUCUCUAAGGCUGACACUGAAUCUGCUACGAAGGUCAUCGAUACAAUCUUCGAUCCAAACUUCGGAACAGAAGUCUUCGGAAUGGCUCUUGCAUCUCUCGCAAUGGCUGUCUGCACAACAAAGACACCAGUGCUCGACCUCACUGUCCUCAAGCCAAAGAGCCCUCUCGCUAGAGAUGUUCCAAAGAUUAUCCAGAUGAGAGAGAAACCACUCGAUGAAAACAUUUCGGCUUUCAUCGCAAAGAAUGUUAUCUCUGUCUUCUAUGAGUCCCAGAGAAAGGAAAUUUCUGAUUCCUUCAACUCAUUCUUCGAAUACUUGAAGACAAAGGCUAAUGACCCACUUCCAAAGUUCAAAUAA